Molecule: messenger RNA, 2077 nt
Organism: Copidosoma floridanum
Lineage: Eukaryota; Metazoa; Arthropoda; Insecta; Hymenoptera; Encyrtidae
Gene: fzy
Product: cell division cycle 20 protein fzy
Biological process (GO): anaphase-promoting complex-dependent catabolic process; positive regulation of ubiquitin protein ligase activity; positive regulation of anaphase-promoting complex-dependent catabolic process
Cellular component (GO): anaphase-promoting complex
Molecular function (GO): anaphase-promoting complex binding; protein binding; ubiquitin ligase activator activity
Source: RefSeq, a predicted model, not a curated record
UAAACAUUUAAACGUACCGUACUAUAAUUGCAGCUCGCAUCGUUGAUGAAUACGCAUUUUAUCCUUUUAAUUGACUCGUGAUAAUCAAGUAAUUAAGUCAAAAGUUAUACAGGUUCAAUUAGAGAUAACCAAGUCGUAACUUGAAGGUCCUCACACAUACCAUCGAGUAAGGCGGACGAAAACGCGCUAUUUGGAGAUAGCUGCGCCAUUAAUUUCAGCUUGCAUAAAAACCAUUACUUACCACUUUCUUAAGAGUCAAAAUGUCUCACUUAAAGUAUAUGAAAGAAUUGAACAGUUGUACGAGGAUGGAUGACGCGAUAAAAGGUCCUGUGCCUCGAUGGCAGAAAAAAUGUAUGGAUUCAUCAAAUUCUUCAAGUGCAAAUCUGAGCUUGAACAAUUCACGCAAGGCGAUGAACACGUCAUCGAUGAGCAACUGUAAUUCGAGUUCUGCCAAAACCCCAAAGAAAGGUUUGGAAAACCGCAAUUCCAAAAAAACUCCGUCAAAGGGAAACAAAAAGUCGCCUAGCCGUUCAACAACUCCAAAGACUCCAUGUGGAGGUGAUAGAUUUAUUCCAGCUAGGUCGACAACCAAUUUUGAACUGGGUCACUUUAAAAUGCAGCAACAGAACAACUCAGAACAAGAUGGCAAUAAAAUGGAGAGUAUAAGUCCUUCAAAACGUGAAAUGCAGCGUUUGAUUGGAGAAAACUUGCAUGGUGGAGAUUUGAGUAACAUGAGAGUCCUGUCUUAUCAGAACAAAGCACCAGCACCACCAGAAGGAUACCUAAAUCCUUUGAGGGUAGUCUACAGCCAGUCUAAAACCCCAGCUAGUGUUAAAACUUCAUCUAGGUAUAUUCCACAAGCACCAGAUAGAAUAUUGGACGCGCCCGAAAUUGUUGAUGAUUAUUAUUUAAAUUUGAUAGAUUGGUCACAGGGUAAUAUUUUAGCUGUAGCCUUAGGAGCAAAUGUGUAUUUAUGGAAUGCAGCAACUGGAUCAAUAGAACAACUUUUUGAAUUGGAAGGCAACGAUUACAUUUGUUCAGUCUCGUGGAUUCAAGAAGGACCUUACUUAGCUGUAGGUACAACUGUGGGUAAUACGGAAUUAUGGGAUUGUAGUCAAAUGAAGAGAGUUCGCGUGAUGAAUGGACAUGCUGCGAGAGUUGGGUCUCUUUCUUGGAAUUCUCAUAUUGUAUCAAGUGGAUGCAGAGCAGGCCAAAUUGUACAUCAUGAUGUAAGACAACGUGAUCAUAUUGUUUCUACACUGGAUGCUCAUUCUCAAGAAGUUUGUGGAUUAAAGUGGUCAUUAGACGGAAAAUAUUUAGCUAGUGGUGGAAAUGACAAUAUGCUGCAAAUUUGGCCUUCAAUGGCUGGUCAAAAUCAUUCUCACUCGCAACCAAUUUACUCGUUAAAUCGUCAUCAAGCUGCUGUGAAAGCUCUUGCAUGGUGUCCAUGGCAAAAUCACGUUUUGGCCAGUGGAGGUGGUACAGCUGAUAGAACUAUUAGGUUUUGGAAUUGUAAUACGGGUGCCUGCUUAAAUACAAUUGAUACUAAAUCACAAGUCUGCUCCCUUUUGUGGUCCACCACUUACAAAGAAAUAGUAUCAGGACAUGGAUAUGCGCAAAAUCAGCUGAUAAUCUGGAAAUAUCCUUCAAUGAACAAAGUGGCAGAAUUGACGGGACACACAAGUCGUGUAUUACAUCUAGCUAUGUCACCUGAUGGAACCACAGUACUCAGUGCAGGAGCAGAUGAAACUUUGAGACUGUGGAAAUGCUUUCAGUCGGAUCCCAGCAAGAAAAAAGAGCCUGCCGAGACAAAAUCUGUUACUUCGCGAUUGAAGCAGUCUAUCAGAUAAAAUGAACUGUUGGUAGGAAAAUUUCGAUUAAAUUUGUUUUUAUAUAGGAAAUCUACACUCGUUAAGCUGUAACUGCUUCCACGUAGGAAUGAAGACUUGUGAUGAUUUAUAGUUUGAAAAGUGACGCUUAAUUGAUUUUAGUAUCAAGUUUAUACGGAAACUGAAUGCUUUUGUAUUUUUAUAAACAUGUUUUUUAUUAAACUUAAAAUACAUAUUUCAUAACAAAA